AUGACAUCAGCUUCACCUGCUUGGAAUGGUGUUCCAGCAAAUAUUGUUAAUCUUGGUGAAUUCAAAACUAUGCAAUAUCUUGGUCAUGCUAAAGGUGACAGUCAAUUCAAACAACAUCGUGAUACAUUUAUAACAGAGCAAGAUUUUCGUGAUAUCGCUGCAGCUAAAAUGAAUACAGUUCGUAUUCCUGUUGGUUAUUGGAUUACUGGUUUCGAUAAUCAACCUGGUAGUGAUCCAGAUGGAUGGAAAAUGUAUGCACCUGGUGCAAUCAACUAUUUAGAUCGAGCUAUUCGUGAAUGGGCACCAAAAUAUAAUUCACUUGUAUUAAUUUCACUCCAUGCAGCUAAAGGUAGUCAAAAUGGUUAUGAUCAUAGUUCGCCUCAAGAUCCAGAUGCUGUUAAAUGGUUAGCAAGACGAUAUUAUGCUAAUGAUGUAGCAUUUUUAGGUAUUGACUUACUCAAUGAACCUGCAGGAUCAACAGAUGAAGGAGUUUUAAAACAGUAUUAUCAUGAUGCUUAUGGUCGUAUUCGUCAGUUUUCAGAUUGUUUAUUAACUGUGACACCAUUACUAUACCAGCAAGGACCAUAUAAUAGUGAUUGGGCUCGCUUUAUGCCUCCACCACAAUUUCAUGGUAUUCGACAUGAAUGGCAUCGUUAUCAAAUUUGGGGAUUUGAAGGUUGGACUAGUGAUAGGUUAAUCAGCUAUGCUCAAAAUGAAUUGAAAAAUGAUAUAUUAGCAUGGGCAGCACAAAUUGCUGCAUUUCAAGGAGCAACUGGUGGAUGGACACAUUCGACAUGGAAAUUUUAUAAUGAUGAUGGUUCGAGAAACGGUUGGAGUAUGAAAGCAAUGAUCAAUCGUGGUCUCAUCCAACUUUGA
Messenger RNA from Rotaria sp. Silwood2, 876 nucleotides. The record is from the annotation of a GenBank genome assembly. Lineage: Eukaryota; Metazoa; Rotifera; Eurotatoria; Philodinida; Philodinidae.